GGAGAAACUAGACUUGAUGAGGAAAAUGCUCAAAAAAUUUCAUCGAAAAAUUCCACCGGGUACCGCCCCAAACAGUGAAGUUUGGACGGCUGCUCCCGUCCCUCCGGCUGGACCUGAGCAUUUCUGUGUGUGUGUGUGUAUAUAUAUAUAUAUAUAUAUUUGUGUGUGUGUGUAAAUUUAUAGACAAAGGAGUCCACACUCACACCGCAUGUCCGCAUGAGAAUGUGUUCCCAAACUCGCAAGGAACAUUGAGGUUUAUCAAUGUAGGUUUAGAGGAUUUGGGGUUCUUGAGAGGGAAAUAUGUGUACUUUGGGUUGAACAUUUUCCUUAUUUUUAGCUUUCCUUUUGUUGUCGUUUUAAUUUUCUUUUCAUAUUGUACUUUGUUUUUGCUUUUCCUUAAUAAAAAUGUUUCCUUUCUUUCAAUAUGUGUGUGUGUAUACACAUAUAAGGGCAUUUUUUGUAUACAUUGAGGUUCAAAUUAUUGUAUUUUUUUAUUGAAAAAUGUUGUAUAUUAUUGUGCAAUGAAAUAACAGUUGCAUAUUAGCGUUCAUAGAGUUGCAUCCGAAAAAAGUUUGAUUUAUUACUAAAAUGUCACCGUGCGAUUCGAGACUUUAGAUUAAUUCAAUGGAUGACCAAGAUGAGUUUAAACUUUGUAAAUUAGGUGUUUGUCUUUGAUCCUUAUCUACACACACACAUAUAUCUAUAUGUGUAAUACACACACACAUGCAUGCAGGUUUGUAUAUAUACUGAAAGUUUGUAAUGAGAACUCAUCUUAAAAUGAGAACUUGUUUUUACCCUAAGGGGUUUAGGGGGAUAGGGGACCUGAGGUUAAGUGAGCUGAAACUGCUUCCUUAAUGGUUGCUAAAAUAGGGUCAAGCUUGCAAUUGUUUUGUAAAAAGAACAAUAAAUCAUACUCUCUCUGUCCCAAAAUAAAGUUCCCGGUUUGACCUACACACAUAUUUAUGUAAGGUAGAACUUUGUUUUGACUUUCCAAGUAUGCCUUUACUUUAUAAUCAAAUUAAGCAAAAAGUGAGUAAAAAGUAAGGGUAGUUGUGGCUUUUGGGUUAAAAGUGGGUUUCUUUUAUCAAAAUGAGAACUUCUUUUUAGGACAUCCAUAUAAGGAAGCGAAAACUUCUUUUCGGGACGGGGGUAGUAUUAUUUAGAGAAUAUUGCCCGAAAUAGGACUAAAAAGGUUUGAAAAUUCCAAAAUAUGACUGUCAUGUUUUUAUUCCCAAAAUAAGACUAAUUACUGCCAUGUUUUGGCAGUACCAAACUUCAAACAUGACAGUAUUUUCCAAACUUUGCAGUAAUUACUCAUAUUUUGGAAAUAAAAAACAUGGGAGUCCUAUUUUGGAAUUUUCAAACUUUUUUAGUCCUAUUUUGGAAACUUUUCCUUUAUCGCAUGUGUAUUUUUAACCAUAAAGAUUUCUUAUAGAAUACGAUUAUUGUUUCCUUAUUAUAAUAUCGAUAAUUAAAUAUUGUGACUACGAGCGGCAACAUUAAGUCAUCUACAAACAUUAAAUUAUACUCUCUCAUGUGUUGGUUGGAAUUACUAGCGGCAACAGGAAUGAUAAUUAUUAUGGGUGGUUGAGCAAUUAUAUUGUUGACUCAUCAUUUAAGAUGAUGAUAAUCCCUCGUUGAUGUAGAUAUGUCGUUGUAGAUGACUGGUCAAUCAAAACUUAUACAAUUAUUUGUUUUUAACGAAAUCCAUAUAACCCAUUUAUAUAUUUACAAUGUCAAUUAUUUUUGUCUUGUGAGUGUAACGCUUGGACAUUAUUGUUGAUGUGUACGGUAGUAUUGAAGAAAUAUAAAAAGUGAAAUUGUGAAAGGAGACUGAAGAAGUUUUUCCUCAAAUAUUACUACGUACUAAAAUAAAAUAUAUGAAUGAAGAUGUGGUUAAAAUGGUUAUGCAUGUACGAUCAUUUUCACUGUAUGUAAAACUCAAUAUAAUCAUGGUGAGUAAAGAAUAAAAGCUCAUAUUUUAUCUACCGCUUCAAUGAUAACCAUAAUUAAAUUAUAACCUUCUCAUUGAUUCAUGUUCACACAAAAAUGAGAACAUACAAUCACACGUGGCAAGCAACACCCACAACGAUUUAGAAACCGUACACCUCAACGCAUGUGAUGUGAACAUGUACGUACAUUUGCAAAAAGACCGUCCUCUUUUUCUUCCGUCUUUUUCAAAGGGCCUCAAAUUUUGCCUACUAGUAUCAUGUAUAACUACAUACAUAUGCCACCAACCGCCUCAUGAUCCUCCUCCACAUCUACAACUCAUUAAACUAUAUAUAUGUACCCCCCUAACCGAAACGAUCGACCAUCCAUUUUGAGAUUAAAACACUUUCCUCUCAACUAAUUACGCCUUUCCUGGCUGAAUAAAAUUACCCCCACCCCCUUUAUUUUUUAUUUGUUCUUGUGCCCUGUCUAAGGAUUUUCUUGAACAUGGCCGGAAAUGAGUGGAUUAACGGGUACCUAGAGGCGAUACUUGAUAGCGGCGCAUCAGCGAUUGAGGUGGAAAACAGGCCGUCUCUGGUUAACCUGAGGGAAAGGGCGAUUUUCGAUCCGACCAAGUACUUCGUGGAGGAGGUUGUGACAGGGGUGGAUGAGACCGACCUUUACCGCACAUGGAUCAAAGUAGUGGCUACCAGGAACACAUUAGAGCGCAGUGCUCGUCUCGAGAACAUGUGUUGGCGAAUCUGGCACCUCACUCGUAAGAAGAAGCGGUUGGAAUUGGAAGACAUCCAAAGGUUAGCAAAUAGGAGAUGGGAACGGGAACAAGGGCAUAAAGAUGUAAAAGAGGAUGACAUGUCUGAAAACUUGUCAGAAGGAGAUGUAUGUGGCGGGGAGACAAUUACACUUGAUAGUCCUAGAAAGAAGAUCCAACGAAACUUGUCCACUUUGGAAGCAUUAUCUGACUCUAAUAAGGAAAAGAAGUUGUAUAUUGUUCUUGUAAGUUUGCAUGGUUUAGUUCGUGGUGAAAAUAUGGAGCUUGGUCGUGAUUCUGAUACUGGUGGUCAGAUCAAAUACGUAGUGGAACUUGCUAAGGCACUUGCUAAAAUGCCUGAAGUAUACAGGGUGGAUUUGCUAACCCGUCAAGUUUCCUCGCCGGAAGUUGAUUCGAGCUAUGGUGAGCCUGCAGAAAUGUUGAAUAUUGGUUGUCCAUCAGAAGAAGGUGGUGAUAGUGAUGGUGGCGGCGAAAUUGGAGAAAGUGGUGGGGCAUAUAUUAUAAGAAUACCUUUCGGUCCUCGUGACAAAUACCUUAGGAAAGAGGUGUUGUGGCCUCACAUUCAGGAGUUUGUGGAUGGAGCUCUAACACACAUCUUGAAUAUGUCCAAGACAUUGGGUGAACAAAUUGGUCAUGAUGACGAGAAACAACAACCUAUUUGGCCGUACGUGAUUCAUGGUCAUUAUGCUGAUGCUGGGGACAGUGUUGCUCUUCUUUCCGGUGCUUUAAAUGUUCCCAUGGUUCUGACUGGACAUUCACUCGGAAGAAACAAGCUUGAGCAACUUUUGAAACAUGGAAGGCAGUCCAAAGAGGAUAUUAAUUCCACUUAUCGAAUAAUGCGGAGGAUUGAGGCAGAAGAGCUUUCUCUUGAUGCGGCUGAACUUGUUAUCACAAGCACUAGGCAGGAAAUUGAUGAACAAUGGGGACUAUAUGAUGGGUUUGAUGUCAAAAUCGAGAAAAUUUUGAGGGCUCGUGCAAGACGUGGAGUCAAUUGUCAUGGUCGUUAUAUGCCUAGGAUGGAGGUUAUUCCUCCCGGAAUGGACUUCGGCAACGUGGUUGUUCAAGAAGAGGCAACUGAAAUGGAUGUUGAACUUUCUUCACUUACUACCUCUGAUGGGUCAUCUCCUAAAGCAAUGCCUACUAUAUUUUCAGAGGUGAUGCGUUUUCUUGUAAAUCCACACAAGCCAAUGAUUCUUGCAUUGUCAAGGCCAGAUCCAAAAAAGAAUCUUACCACCUUGGUGAAAGCAUUUGGAGAAUGUCGUCCCUUACGAGAACUCGCUAAUCUUACUCUUAUAAUGGGAAAUAGGGAUGAUAUAGAUGAAAUGUCAGCUGGCAGUGCUAGUGUGCUCACAACAGUUCUUAAGCUAAUUGACAAGUAUGACCUCUAUGGACAAGUAGCCUUCCCAAAACAUCACAAGCAAAGUGAAGUCCCUGAUAUUUAUCGCCUUGCAGCCAAAACAAAGGGGGUGUUCAUAAACCCAGCUUUCAUUGAGCCUUUCGGACUUACACUAAUUGAGGCUGCAGCACAUGGACUCCCUCUGGUGGCAACUAAAAAUGGCGGCCCAGUUGAUAUUAUCCGGGUACUACAUAAUGGUGUGCUCGUUGACCCUCAUGAUCAUCAAGCAAUUGCCGAUGCCCUUCUAAAGCUAGUAUCAGAAAAGAACUUGUGGAUGGAGUAUCGCAAAAGAGGUUGGAAGAACAUACACCUCUUUUCAUGGCCGGAACAUUGUCGCACAUACUUGGCAAGGAUAGCCGCGUGUCGCAUGAGACACCCACAAUGGAAGACAAACACUCCGAUAGAGGAGUUGGCUGCAAAAGAAUCAUUGAAUGACUCACUCAAAGAUGUAAAGGACAUGUCCUUGAGAUUAUCAGCUGACGGUGAAAAAACUUUUUCACUUAAUGAAUAUCUUGAUACAAAAACUGAAGUCGUUGAUAGCCAAGAUCUACAAGACCAGGUUGAGCGAGUUCUUGGCAAAAUAAAGAAACCAAAUGUUGGAAUCACUCAUCAGAAUCACUAUGAAGUUGAAAGGAAAGACAAUAUGCUCAACAAAUAUCCGAUGUUGAGACAACUACAUAAAUUGAUUGUUUUAGCUCUGGACUGUUAUGACUCUAAGGGAAAUCCGGAAAUGAAAAUGAUUAGCAUCAUUCAAGAAGUCUUCAAAGCUAUUAAUAUUGAUUCGGAGAUUGCAAGAUUAUCGGGGUUUGCUAUAUCAACUGCCAUGCCGGUGUCAGAGUUGAUAGAAUUUCUGAAAUCAGGGAAUCUUAAAGUCACUCAUUUUGAUGUCUUAAUUUGUAGUAGUGGCAGUGAAGUUUAUUAUCCCAACACCAAUAACGAAAUUGAUGGAAAGCCCAUUCUGGAUCCUGAUUAUGCCACACAUAUUGAAUAUCGAUGGGGUGGUGAUGGUCUAAGGAAAACUCUUUGGAAACUAAUGAAUACAGAAGUUGAAAAUUCUGAAUCACUUACUUAUAUUGAAGAGAGUGUAAAUUCAAGAAGCAAUAUUCAUUGUUUGUCCUACUUGAUAAAGGACCUGAGUAAGGCAAAGAGAGUAGAUGACAUGAGACAGAAGCUGAGAAUGAGGGGCCUACGUUGCCAUCUGAUGUACUGCCGGAAUUCAACAAGGAUGCAAGUCAUUCCUCUUCUUGCUUCUCGGGCUCAAGCACUUAGGUACCUCUUUGUACGUUGGAGACUAAAUGUGGCCAAUAUGUACGUGAUUCUUGGGGAGACUGGAGACACAGACUAUGAGGAAUUGAUAGCCGGGACUCACAAAACCUUGAUAUUGAAGGGGGUCGUGGAGAAAGGAUCAGAGGAGUUAGUAAGAACAUUAGGAAGUUGCAUGCACAGAGAGGACAUAGUUCCGCAAGAAAGUUCCUUAGUUUCCCAUAUAAGGGGGGAUGCAAAGGCGGAAGAGAUUGCUAAUGCACUAAGACAACUUACUAGAUCUGCAACAGCUAUGUAAAGUCUUAGUCAUGCUUAAUUGAGAAAAUUGUGCAUCUAGUCUUGUAAUGUCUGUCACCCAUUAUUAGUUUUAUAGCUUUAUUAAUUCCCGAAGCAUAUCAUGACAUGUAACUAUUAUCGUUGCGCAUGCCAAAGAUAUUUAGAUAGUUAUCUUUUCUAUAUCAGCGUGACUUUU
Molecule: messenger RNA, 5850 nt
Organism: Cuscuta epithymum
Lineage: Eukaryota; Viridiplantae; Streptophyta; Magnoliopsida; Solanales; Convolvulaceae
Source: the annotation of a GenBank genome assembly